Messenger RNA from Ficedula albicollis (Collared flycatcher), 6337 nucleotides. RefSeq names its product RUN and cysteine rich domain containing beclin 1 interacting protein (gene RUBCN). The coding region runs from base 252 to 3233 and encodes 993 amino acids. The record is from RefSeq and is a predicted model, not a curated record. The transcript is spliced from 23 exons. Gene Ontology annotation, biological process: negative regulation of endocytosis; negative regulation of autophagosome maturation. Gene Ontology annotation, cellular component: late endosome; early endosome. Gene Ontology annotation, molecular function: phosphatidylinositol phosphate binding. NCBI's taxonomy places the organism in Eukaryota, Metazoa, Chordata, Aves, Passeriformes, Muscicapidae.
UCUGCAGGAGGAACUGACAGCCAGCACAGGAAUGGGUGUCCUUGGAGAUUUGUCAGAAGUCCCUCCAUAACCUCAGCAUCCUUAGCCCAACCUCUUUAGUGUGCUAAGAAGGAUCAAGAGAGUCUUCCAAGUGGAGGAAGGAGCACUGGAAGCUCCUUGGCAACCUGAAGACCACAGUGGAAGGUUUGGUGUCCAUAAGCAACCCAAAUGUCUGGUCCAAGUAUGGUGGCUUGGAACGGCUCUGCAGAGACAUGCACAGCAUCCUGUACCAUGGGCUCAUCCAUGACAAGGUGUGCUGCAGACAGAAGGAUUACUGGCAGUUUGUGAAGGACAUUCGCUGGCUGAGUCCAGGCUCUGCUCAUCACCUGGAGAAGUUCAUCAGCCUGCAGGAGAGCAGCCAGCGUGACCCCGAGGGCCCAGGGGACCAGGCCCUUGCGCAGCUGUGGCUGCAGCACAGCCUGCAGUGCCACUGCCUGUCAGCACAGCUGCGGCCGCUCCUGGGGAACCGCCAGUACAUCAGGAAGUUCUACGCAGAUACUGCCUUCCUGCUCAGUGAUGCCCACGUGACGGCCAUGCUGCAGUGCCUGGAAGCUGUUGAGCAGAACAACCCCAGGCUUCUGGCUCAAAUCGACACCUCCAUGCUGGCCGGCACGUCGCUGCCGUCCCUGUGCGUGUCAGACCCUUCUGCUGGGACAAGAGAGAUGUGUGAUCACAGCGGUGAGGGACACAAGAGCCGUCUGCCGGGAGCGCUGGGCUGCCUGGAUCAUUUCACUGAGAGCCUGCUUACCAGGAAGAGUGACAAUCCAUCUCCAGUGACCAAGAGUCAGAGCCUGACUGCCCUCCCUGCAUCCCCGUGCGUCCCUGCUGCCGCCUGCUCACAGCAGCGCUGCUUUGGGUCCUUCUCCAGCCUCCAACAUCCAGCCUCCUCAGACAGGAGACUAAUGAGUUCCUGUGGCAGCUCCAACUCCAGCCAGCCCCAGGAGCGCUGCCCAUCCACCCGCUCCUCUUCCUUCAGUGAGGGCAGGUCCCCUCUGGAGCAGCCCAGCUCUGUCACCCGCUUCCACGUCCCCUCACCCAAAGACCCUUUCUCUCCAGCCAGCGAGAUGAGCUCCAGCACCACCAGCCAGAGCGAGGACACUUGGACAGGGAGUCAGGAUGAUCCACAGAGUGAUGUCAAUGACGGGCCGGAGUACCUGGCCAUUGGGAACUUGGGACGCCGGGGCCGGGCAGGCAGCAGCACCAGCACCAGCAGCACCAAGAGCAGUAGCUCCAAACUCUUCUCCUCCAGCAGCUCCCAGAAGCUGGACUCAGUAUCAUCCCUGGGGGAGCAGGGAGCAAGUGGAGGUGGCAGCAGGGGCCUGAGCCUGUUGCGCCGGUCCAGCUUCUCGGAGGGACAGUCCUCAGCUCCACAGGGCAUCCUCAAGAAGAGCCACAUGCGCUCACACUCUGACACCAACGUGACUUCUGGGAAGUUACAUGGAGGCCUCAGGGAUAUCACCAUUAUAAUAGAAGAUCCAGUGGCAGAGUCCCAUGGUGAUCCAGGUGGAGGGAGAGGGCCAGUGUCUGCUUCCACACAGAGCAGUGAGCUGAGCACACCCAGCUCCCUCUACAUGGAGUAUGACUCUGGACAGUACCUGAGCUCGGGGGAAGGGAUGUUCAGGAGACCUUCUGAAGGGCAGUCCCUCAUCAGCUACCUCUCUGAGCAGGACUUUGGCAGCUGUGCAGACCUGGAGAAGGAGAAUGCCCACUUCAGCAUCUCAGAGUCCCUGAUUGCUGCCAUUGAGCUGAUGAAAUGCAACAUGAUGAGCCGGCAGCUGGAGGAGGAGGAGGAAGACAGCGACAAGGAGAUCCAGGAGCUUAAACAGAAGAUUCGCAUUCGGCGCCAGCAGAUCCGCACCAGGCACCUGUUCCCCACCUGCCAGGAGAUGGGCUCAGACAGUCUCAUGGCAACAGACAGUGGGUCCCAGUUCAGCUCCCACGGCUCCAUGCGGCUCUCUGACUCUGGCUCUGCAGAGGAUGUGGAAGAGUAUGAGAUCCGAGAUGGUAACGAUGGAUCUAACCUGAUUCAAAUGUCCAAGAACGGCCUCUCAGUGUCAAUGGCUUCCUUGUUCUCAGAUGCAGACAUCAAGAGGAACCCAGACUCCAGCAGGAAGUCCUUUCUCUCCUCGGACUCCAUAUCCCACUCCUUCCUCAAUUCAAACUCAGCAGAGGCAGUGGCCAUGGGCUUGCUGAAGCAGUUUGAGGGCAUGCAGCUCCCAGCUGCCUCUGAAUUGGAGUGGCUGGUCCCUGAACAUGAUGCCCCACAGAAGCUCCUGCCCAUCCCUGACUCUCUGCCCAUUUCUCCCGACGAUGGAGAGCACGCUGACAUCUACAAGCUGAGGAUUCGGGUGCGUGGAAACCUGGAGUGGGCCCCGCCGCGACCGCAGAUCAUCUUCAACGUUCACUCAGCCCUCACGAGGAAGGUGGCUGUGGCCAAGCAGAAUUACCGGUGCGCAGGCUGCGGCAUCCGGACUGAUCCUGAUUACAUCAAGCGGCUGCGGUACUGCGAGUACCUGGGCAAGUAUUUCUGCCAGUGCUGCCACGAGAACGCCCAGACCGUCAUCCCCAGCCGCAUCCUGCGCAAGUGGGACUUCAGCAAGUACUACGUCAGCAACUUCUCCAAAGACCUGCUGAGCAAGAUCUGGAGUGACCCACUCUUCAACGUGCAAGCUAUCAAUCCUGGCCUGUACCAGAAAGUGAAGGCUCUCAACCAAGUGCGGCUGCUGCGAAUCCAGCUUUUCCACAUGAAGAACAUGUUCAAGACAUGCAGGCUAGCUAAAGACCUCCUGGAUUCUUUUGACACAGUGCCUGGCCACUUGACAGAGGAUUUGCACCUUUACUCGCUGAGUGACUUCAGUGCCAUCAAGAAAGGGGACCUGAUGCCUCGCCUGACAGAGCUCCUGAAGGCAGGCAGCAUGCACGUUGACAAGUGCAUGCUGUGCCAAGCCAAAGGCUUCAUCUGUGAGUUCUGCCAGAAUGAGGAUGACAUCAUCUUCCCCUUUGAGCUCAACAAGUGCAGGACAUGUGAAGACUGCAAAGCCUGCUACCACAAAUCCUGCUUCAAAUCCACCCCCUGUCCCCGCUGUGAGCGCCUGCAAGCCCGCAGAGAGCUGAUGGACAAGCAGAGCACGGAGCCCUACUCCUCGGACUGCGAGGACAAGCUGGAGCAGCCGGAGGCAGUGGCAGCCACAUGAGCACCCUGCAGCCAAGGAGCACAUCAUGGGAUUAUUUAUGUGCAUGGCCUUCAUCACCAGAGACUGAGCCACACAGACUGGCGAUGAGGAGGACUGCUGGGCGGCCUGCAGCACUGUCUCGGAGGGAUCCCUUUUCCCUCAUGCAGUAGUGCUGGGCUGGGAAAGGAGCAUAUUCCACCAUGUGGAUCUGCUCCGCGUACCACUCCCUGAUGCCUUUGCUUGGGGGGAGGCAGCUGCUCCUGCCUAUCCUGCAGGCAGAACUGGGACCUUUUCUGAGCAGUUGUUCAUGCUGGACCCAGCAGAGUUGUGCUGCCCAUCCCUGUGCCCUGCUCCAAGCCAAGCAGGGUCUCCUGAAGGGACAGCACUUCCUGCUCAUCAGCUGUAUACUUGGAAGCUCUGGUCACAUCUGUUCCUUGGAGGAGGGAAUCGAGUCUUGGUCCUCUGAUCCUCCAUUCUGCUGCUGGGGGUUGUGUGCAUGGAGGGAGGGUGGGGUUUGGGGUUGGUUGUAUAUUUAACAGCUCCCUUUCUCAAAUGUGCUGUGGGACACUGCUGGAGAGCAGUUGCUCUCCAGAGUCAGAGCAGAGGAGGUGGCAAUGAUGAAAGUGCCAGAUUUCCCUGUGCUGCAGAGGGACAUUGCCCCUGGAGCAGCUCAGUGGAUGUGCUGAUGGACUUUUGGCACUCAGAUCCCCAUGGCUCUGUGGAAAUCUGCCUCCAUGGGAUAUAGUGAAGUUUCUGACCCUACUUCCUUCUCAUGCUGCCAAUCUGUCCCACCAGGGAGAUAUGUCCUUCUUUAAGGAUGACAUGGGACUUCACUCUUUUGGCACCAGGACCUGCCUUGUGUGGAGCUGCCUCUCUGCCUGAGACCUGUUGGGAGGCAGGUGGAGGCUCAUCCCUCCAGCUGCAUCCCCAAGCCUCUGUCUCGGUUUGUUGUUUUAAGUUUGGUUUUUUUUUUUUUUAAUCUGCUGGACUUGGUUUAUUUUUUUAAUGUGGUUGUUUGUAUUUUUAACUGUAUGUUCCCCCUCCUUGAGGUGCUGCUUGAAAUGCUUGCUUAGGGGACAUGGAAUCUACUUGGGACUCACCAGUAUAAAAUCUCCAGGGCUGUCCUGCUCCUGGUUCCUCAUCCCUGGAUGGAGCUGGUCCCCUCUCAGUAGGAUCUCCUGCUUCCCUUGGGGGAGGAAGGGUCCCUGAGCUAGGCAAGUCUUGAAGCUUCCCAGCUGUGCUGUGGUGGGAUGGUCAGGCAGCCUGCUUGCAAUGGGGAUACCUGGGGGAGAGGAGUUUGGCUCUGGGGUGCUGCCAAGGACUGGUUCCUCACUGAUACAGAGCCACCUGCCACAAGUGACAGCUCUGCAGGGCCAGGGUCAGACCCAGUGGGACGAGGUGAGCUCUGUGCCCAGUUGAGGAGGUGCCUGUGCAUCGUGGGGGGAUGCUUUAGCCAUGGCAUGUCCAGCAGCACCUCAGCACAGGUGGGAUGUGGGGUGUUAGGAAGGAUGGCGUGACCUGUGUACGUGCAAGGAGGGUGUUGAGGGACCAGGGAGCAAUGCACUGGCAGGAGGCCUCAAGGGGCAGUGGCUCUUCCAGCACAUGCCCUGAUUCAAGGCUGGGAUGUGACCCCUCGUGGGGUCUCCCUGUGGGGAUGGCAGAGCUGGGGAGAGGGGAAGAGGCUGGGACCAGGAGAGGUGGCUGCAAACCUUGCUGCUGAGGGCUGGGCUGCUGCACACCAGUAUCUCUGCCCUGCCUGCAGCAUCCUGACAAAGUCCUGAAAGCAGGGUUCAGCUCCCCACUUGCUCCCUGGGGUUUUUUCUGCCUUGUGUCUUGCUUCUGCUUGUUUUCCCCAGCAGAGCAGCUGCCCUUCUGUUGAGUCUGUCUCUGCCAGCCCUGGGGCUGCCAGAUGCUGGUCUGCCUUGGUCUUGCCUGUCCCCAAGCCCAAGCCAAGCCCAGCCCUCCUGCUGCUGCUUGGACUAGGGACCCCCUCCCCUGGAGCUGCCUCAGCAGCACACCUCCACCCACCCUAUUUUGUUUGAAGCACUUUAAUGUCAUGGGACAGCAGCUGAGAGGCUGCUCAGAUCCCUUUCUAGAAGCACUGAGUUCUUUUUGAGAAGAGGGAAGGAAUUCUGGCUUAGUUAUGGUUUCCACCCUCUGCCAUGGACUGUAUGUGGAAGCAGCAAGACUUGCAAACCUGGCACAGGUCUCCAGGGCAAGAUUGUGCCCAGCACUGACACUGCUGCCCAUCACUGACUGCUACAACUCACACUGGAACUGGCCAAGACAGGGAGCUCUUUGGGAGGGAGCUGAGGGCUGCCCUGGCUGUCAGCUGGAGCCCUCACAACGGGAUUGUUAUUGCACAGCAAUUAAAAUGCCGUCCUUAAUAAACUAAGUUAAUGAGGAGUCUGGUUGUGUUAUGACAUUGUUUAAGGUGGGGCAAUGGUUUGUAUGGUACCUUGAGGUGAUGGGGCAGGCAGGGCGUGCUGAUGGCAAGGAGCAAUGGAAGGGACAGCUGGUGAUGCAGUCACUGGGAGGGUGUUAUUGUCACUGCCCCUUGACUAAUUCAUCUGGUUUGUGGCCUCCCCCUGCAAACUGCUCACUGGACUCAGGGCAGGUACAAGCCACUGAGGGGCUCUCUGUAAUGCCUGUCCCCUUCCAGAGCCUGCCUUUUCUGUUGGCAGAGGGGCCCAGGGGCCUGGCCUUGGCUGCCCUGUCCAUGCUUGCAUCCCUAUUCUGUGCCACCCGGCUCUCCCUUCACAGCAGUGUUGUGCAUCUCCCCAUAAACUCCAUCAACACAGGUAAUAGAAACUGUAAACUUUAAAACAACUGUUGAAAGAUAUGACCGACAGCCCAGCACUAGCUCCAUGAAGAGCCUCUUCCUGGGGGCUUUUCCCUAGAAACACCCUGCUCAGCUCAAAUCUCAGCUGUGCUUACCAGCAGCAAUGGUGACCUGGGCUACUCCUGAGGACAGGAAAGGUUUCUGGCAGGCACAGGCAUGCUGAGGAUGGGCUCUCACAGCUGCCAGCAAACCUGUGGCAGCAAAGGGCUCCAGCAGCUGCCCCAGUGUGGCAACUCGAGCAGUGGGUGACGGCAAAGACCUGCAGAACUCUGGAGUUUGCUGC